Molecule: messenger RNA, 2326 nt
Organism: Cavia porcellus (domestic guinea pig)
Lineage: Eukaryota; Metazoa; Chordata; Mammalia; Rodentia; Caviidae
Gene: Hdgfl1
Product: HDGF like 1
Exons: 2
Coding region: 230-946 (238 amino acids)
Source: RefSeq, a predicted model, not a curated record
GUUUACUAAAUGUAAAACCUCUUAUGUUCUUCAUUUGCUUUUCCCAAUUUUUUGAACAAGACAAGAGUCUGGAAGGGACCUUAGGGCACUCAUAAUCUGUAAUUGUUUUGCUUUGACAAGCAGGAAAAGAAUAUGGGAUUCUGUCUGGCUGAGAAAAGCAAAGAUUGUAAGGCCACCAGGCUCUCUAGAGUGUAGGAAAUAAUGCAUCCUUCCCUCUGGAACUUCCUGGAUGCUGGGCGUUGCCCCGCCCAAGGCAACCUGGCGCGCUCCACUCAGCAGCCGAGUUCUGCACAGACUCAGUAUCGCCUUCCGGUGGCCCAGGCCGUCCUCAGUGCCCGCCCACUCACCCGCCAUGUCGAGUCCCAGUGGCCGCAAGUUCAAGACUGGGGACUUGGUGUUUGCUAAGGUGAAGGGCUAUGCCCCCUGGCCUGCUAGAGUCGAGCAGAUAGCCCAACCCAACCGGUACCAGGUGUUCUUCUUCGGGACCUAUGAGACGGCCGUCCUGAGCCCCAAGCGCCUCUACCCCUACGAGGAGUGCAAGGAGAGGUUCGCCAAGGCCAGCAAGCGCAAGGGCUUCAGCGCAGGGCUGUGGGAGAUUGAGAACGAUCCCACGGUGAAGGCCAAGCUUCUGUUUCCUGAGGCAGCGGUAGCUGCGGCGGAGAAGGUGGCAGGCUGCGCCAACGGCUGUGACUCCGACCCCGAGCGUAACCCAGAUCCUGAUCUUGAGCCUGAGCUGGAGCCUGAGCCCACUGAGGGGCCGCAGAAGGCACUGGUGAAGGAGGGCAUGGAGGACUGGCUCGGGGACAUCUCCAAACGGUCCAAGGCCACCAUGCUGGAUGGCCCGGGGGAAGCAGAGGAAUCUGAAAAGGAAGAGGAAAAGGAUGAGGCGGCCAUGGAAGAGCCUGAAGAGCAGGCCGGGAAGCCCAAGGCCCCAGGUGGCCUGUAGUCUCUGCCUCACAGAAAGAGCCCCGCACCGUCCCUGCUACAUCUAGCUGCGAAGGGAGAAACCCUUCUUGACCUACACCGUGGGAUCUCUUCUCCUACCUCCUCUACUGUUCCCACCUUCACUCAUUCUCUCCCCAUGUCUGGCCCUGAGGCAUGGGGCAAGCCAUUUGAUGGGACAAGCUCUCUGAUGGGACAGACUGCUUAAUGGUACAGGACAGACCACCUGGAAAGGACACAUGAACUGGAAUGGAUAGACAGCUAAUGGGACAGGCCAUGUAGAAAAGACUGGUUACCUAGAAGGACAGGCCACCUGAAACAGACCAGCUGCACUGGACAGACUGCUUGGAUGGGAAAAGUCACCUAGAUCUCACCUGCCUCAUCUCUCUUCCUGUGAUCUGAGACGCGGCCAUCAUGCCUCUUGGGAUCCAAAAAUGCUUUUCAAUGGUGCUGUUAAAGCAGGACAGGCUCUUUCCACCUCCUAAUACCGCAUUUCUUCUGCUGGAGGCAUCCUGCUCUACUGCCUUGAAAUGAUCCAGAAGAGAAACGGAAGAUAAAGAGCAGAGGUGAUUUCCAGCAACCUUCGAGGGUCAGUCGUCAAACUGCAGGGCUAAGGGAGUGGGAGGGUGACAUCUAACUGCUGCAUUCCUCCUGUCCUUUCCAUCAAAACCUGCUCAAUUUUAAGAUUUAGGAAAAGUAGAAUAGCUAUUAAGAGAGGGCCUUCCCUUACUAAUCCUUAUCCCCUUCAUGGAGUUCUGGGAGUUGUCACUUUUUUCGUGAGACCAUUUGUGGCAUCAGAGUACUUUUAAGAUCUGAAGGGGUUACUUUGCCAGUGAGGGAGAUGCCUGGAUUGGGUGGGGUGAGUAAGAACAGUCUCCAUCCAGAUACCUGAGGCUGCCCGUGAGAGUCCCUUGGAAAACCUUUGUCUGCACAUUUCUAUCUCUGCAGGCUCAAGGCCACCAUAGUUAUGUACCGCGCAUAUGUAAAAGGGAAGGCACAGAUGUUAGACAACCUUUUAAAUAGAAGAUUUUAGAAAAUUAAGGAUUAACUUUGGGUAUGCUGCUAUUCUGCUACCGUCUGUCUUGUUGAUGUACCUGCGGAGGUUGCCUUACUGGGGGUUCAGUGAGCUUGUUCUAGAAGCCAGAAUUUGGGUAUUCUGUGAACUAUUAAUUUCUGUCCAAAUGCUCCACCUGGUCUCUUCUGUAUGGCCACCAGAUCCCAUAAGUAAUCUGAGACUGAAAAUAACUGUCCCCUCCCAAACUCUUUCUCCUGGGCUCUCUGUUCCUCUCUUCAACUCUUCUGGUUUUCACCCUUGCCCUCCUCCCUUGGGCUCUUAUAAAAAUGGUUGAUUGAAACUAUUUCACUUCUACUAAAUAAACAUCGU